Molecule: messenger RNA, 3393 nt
Organism: Oncorhynchus masou masou (cherry salmon)
Lineage: Eukaryota; Metazoa; Chordata; Actinopteri; Salmoniformes; Salmonidae
Product: natural killer cell receptor 2B4
Exons: 7
Coding region: 169-1137 (322 amino acids)
Source: RefSeq, a predicted model, not a curated record
AAAGCCACGCCUCAUACGGGAAUUAUUUUUUUUAAAACAGCAGUGCUCGUCAAAAGGAGGUCUCUACUCUUUCUUCUCUGUGUGUGUUUUGGUUAGUCAACUGCUAGCUACCAGUGACAGUGAUAGAUAAGUACAUACAGCCAGAGGAAACAGUCAAGCCUUAAAGAGAUGUCUGGUGGUCCCUUCUCCUGCUUCUCCAAACAGGGAAUACUACUUAUCCUACUCUCUAACCUCCACUAUGGUGUGGGUGUUUCUUCACACCUGUCAUUCCACAAGACAGUAGGGGAUUCCGUGGAGAUCCCCGCAGGCUUAGAGGGGCAAAAUGUCACCAUAAUGCAGUGGAAAUACAGAGGAAAGGAUAUUGUAGAAUUCAACUCAGAAGUUGUAUAUUCACGAGGAUCCCAGUUUGAGGGGAGACUUGAGAUGAAUGUCAUUAACUUCAGUUUAACAAUUAGGAAACUGACUCUGCAAGACUCAGGGAAAUUUCUAGUUACUGCUGAAACAGACGAGCAGAUUCCCACUAAGGCUGUCACUCUUCAGGUUCACGAGCCUAUAUCGAAGAUGGUGAUCCAGACAGACAUCAAGCUAUUGGGCAACCACUCCUGUACGGUGCGGCUGGUGUGCAACGUGUCCUGCUACCCCAACCUUACCUACACCUGGGAGAGAGACAAUGAGAUCUACGGGGAUGGCCAGCAGAUUCACUUCUCUCUAUCACCAGCAGAGGGAGACAUCAAUGUAAAGUGUAACGCCUCCAACCUAGUCAGUUGGAAAACUGCCUCUGCGACAGUAAAGUGUAGUAAUGACACAUCCACCCGAGGACAGGCAUGGUAUUCCAUCUACAUCGGAGUAUCAGUAGGAGGCGCUGUGGUGCUGAUCCUCACUGUAGCUGUGGCAGUGUGCUACUGCAGGACACACCAUAACAAAGCAGAUCUAACUGACAACACAAUAUAUGCUGAUGUUAUGGACAACACAAGAAGUAGAGAUACAAGAUCAAACAGUCAUGUAAACCCAAUAUCCAACUAUGAAACUGUCAAUGAUCUGGUUAUCCCAAGAUUGAACAAGCCGCAGACUCUGUAUGACAAGAUCACGUUUGGACGCCGGGAAGCCCACCCUUCUCCUUUCCAGGAAGUAUUGUGAGCUGAACAGGAUGUGGUCACAGGCUGCGCCUUACAUAGAUAUAGAACCCUCUGCAUCCACUGCAUCUUACACAUGUACAUUCUGAAGAUAGGCCUAGAUGUUACUGUUUAAUUUCACGCCCUACACUUUUUUUUCAUGUUUGUAAUCUUCCCCCUUUGUUGAUCUCAUAUAUACAUUUUAUAUAUUUACAAGUAUGUGGACACCUAUUCAAAUUUAUGGAUUCAGCUAUUUCAGUCAAUCUCCACAGACAAACAUUGGCAGUAGAAUGGCAGCACUGAAGAGCUCAGUGACUUUAAUCAUGGCACCGUCAUGUUUUGUGACUGUUUUUCAUGGUUCCCGCUAGGCCCGUAAGUUUCAGUGAAGGGAAAUCAUAAACCUACAGAAUACAAUAACAUGCUAGACAAUUCUAUACUUCCAACUUUGUGGCAACAGUUUGGGGAAAGCCCUUUUCUCUUUCAGCAUGACCAUGCCGUCAUGCACAAAGGGAGGUGCAUACAGAAAUGGCUUGUUGAGAUCGGUGUGGAAGAACUUGCCUGGCCUGCACAGAGCCCUGACCUCAACCCCAGUGAACACCAUUGGGAUGAAUUGGAACGCUGACUGCGAGCCAGGCCUAAUUGCCCAACAUCAGUGCCCAACCUCAUUAAUGCUCGUGGCUGAAUGGAAGCAAGUCCCCAGCAGGUGUCCACAUACCUUUGGCCAUGUCGUAUGUAUACAGUACCAGUCAUAGUUUGGACACAUCUACUCAUUCCAGGGUUUUUCUCUAUUUGUACUAUUUUCUACAUUGUAGAAUACUAGUGAAGACAUCAAAACUAUGAAAUAACAUAUAUGGAAUCAAGUAUUAACUAAAAAGGUGUUAAACAAAUGAAAAGAUAUUUUAGAUUUUAGAUUGUUCAAAGUAGCCACACUUUGCCUUGAUGACAGGUUUGCACACUCUUGGCAUUCUCUCAAUCAGCUUAAUGAAGAAUGCUUUUCCAACAGUUCCCACAUAUGAAGGAGUUCCCACAUAUGCUUAGUGCUUGUUGGCUGCUUUUCCGUCACUCUGUGGUCCAACUCAUCCCAAACCAUCUCAAUUCGGUUGAGGUGGGGUGAUUGUGGAGGCCAGGUCAUCUGAUGCAGCACUCCAUCACUCUCCUUCUUGGUCAAAUAGCCGGUACUCAGCCUGGAUGUGUGUUUUGGGUAAUUGUCCUGUUGAAAACCGAAUCAUAGUCCCACUAAGCGCAAACCAGAUGGGAUGGCGUAACGCUCCAGAAUGCUGUGGUAGCCAUGCUGGUUAAGUGUGCCUUCAAUUAUAAAUAAAUCACUGACGGUGUCACCAGCAACACACCCCCACAACUCCUCCAUGUUUCACGGUGGGAACCACGGUUGGAACCAAAAAUCUCAAAUUUGGACAGAUCAGACCAAAGGACAGAUUUCCACCGGUCUAAUGUCCAUUGCUCGUGUUUCUUGGCCCAAGCAAGUCUCUUCUUCUCAUUGGUGUCCUUUUAGUAGUGGUUUCUUUGCAGCAAUUUGACCAUGAAGGCCUGAUUCACGUAGUCUCCUCUGAACAGUUGAUGUUGAGAUGUGUCUGUUACUUGAACUCUGUGAAGCAUUUAUUUGGGCUGCAAUCUGAGGUGCUGUUACCUCUAAUGAAAUUAUCCUCUGCUACAGAGGUAACUCUGGGUCUUCCUUUCCUGUGGCAGUCCUCAUGAGAGCCAUUUUCAUCAUAGCGCUUGAUCGCUUUUGUGACUGCACUUGAAGAAACUUUCAAAGUAGUUGACUUUUUCCAGAUUGGCUGACCUUCAUGUCUUAAAGUAAUGAUGGACUGUCGUUUCUUUUUACUUAUUUGAGCUGUUCUUGCCAUAAUAUAGACUUGGUCUUUUAACAAAUAGGGCUAUCUUCUGUAUACCACUCCUACCUUGUCACAACACAACUGAUUGGCUCAAAAUAACACAUUUUUGGUUAAUACUUGAUUCCAUAUAUGUUAUUUCAUAGUUUUGAUGACUUCACUAGUAUUCUACAAUGUAAAAAAUAGUAAAAAUAAAGAAAAACCCUUGAAUGAGAAGGUGUGUCCAAACUUUUGACUGGUACUGAAUCCAGUUGAAGUCGGAAGUUUACAUACACUUAUGUUGGAGUCAUUAAAACUUGUUUUUCAAGUUCUCUGUGUGUGUGUGUGUGUGUGUGUGUGUGCGCGGACGUGAGGAUGCGUGCAUGCAUUAGCACCUUUUUUUAUUCUAGAGAUUCAGGCUAACUUUUUUUAUUAAAGGUUCAGUGCAUCGA